This is a messenger RNA of Sabethes cyaneus, 3601 nucleotides long. It is a transcript of the gene sbm, whose product is annotated as b(0,+)-type amino acid transporter 1. The record is from RefSeq and is a predicted model, not a curated record. The coding region runs from base 174 to 1718 and encodes 514 amino acids. Gene Ontology annotation, biological process: amino acid transmembrane transport. NCBI's taxonomy places the organism in Eukaryota, Metazoa, Arthropoda, Insecta, Diptera, Culicidae. Gene Ontology annotation, molecular function: L-amino acid transmembrane transporter activity. The transcript has 10 exons. Gene Ontology annotation, cellular component: membrane.
AUUUCGGUUGGUGCGUUUAGUUAAGUGGUAGUGGUAGUAGUGAUCGAGUCAAAUAGUGCACUUGGCUUGGUUAAUCGUCCGAACUAGGGGACCGUUUCGUUGCGCAGGAGAACUUCAACAUUGCAGCUGAGCGGGUGCCGAUCUCCGAAAGAGUCGAUCGCAACUCGCAUGCCAUGCGCGAUACACUUUCGCAGUUUCUCUCCUCAGCAGAUACGGCAUGCCAUGACUGUCGGAAAAACAGUUCAGAUUCCGAUAACAGCUUCCCAGGGACCGGGGGGAUGCGGGACUCGCUGGAGGGGACGGGCUCAGCGCAGAACGACCUUAUUCACCUCAAGAGACGGGUGGGACUCUUCAGUGGGGUGGCUUUAAUUGUCGGAACGAUGAUCGGGUCUGGAAUAUUUGUAUCGCCAUCUGGUUUACUGGUGCGAACCGGUUCCAUUGGUGUGAGCUUUAUUAUAUGGAUGGCCUGUGGGUUGCUCUCAUUGUUAGGUGCAUUAGCGUACGCUGAGUUAGGCACGAUGAACACAUCUUCCGGAGCAGAAUGGGCAUACUUUAUGGACGCGUUCGGCGCUUGGCCGGCAUUCCUGUUCUCCUGGGUUUCGACACUGGUACUGAAACCGUCCCAGAUGGCAAUCAUAUGUCUCUCGUUUGCCCAGUAUGCCGUCGAAGCCUUCGUAGCCGAAUGCGACCCACCGCAGACCGUUGUAAAAAUGGUUGCAAUACUGGCGAUCGUGUGCAUUUUAUUUGUAAAUUGUUAUAGUGUUAAUCUAGGGAUGGCUGUUCAAAAUGUUUUUACCUCUGCAAAGCUGAUCGCGGUGCUGAUUGUAAUCUGUGGUGGAGCCUAUAAGCUGUUCCAGGGAAACACCCAGCACCUGCAGAAUGCAUUUAGCGGACCUAUGCCCUCGAUGGGUGCAAUCGCCACGGCGUUCUACACCGGUCUUUGGGCCUACGACGGAUGGAACAAUCUUAACUAUGUAACCGAAGAAAUUCAAAAUCCAAGCAAAAACUUGCCUCGUUCGAUUAUAAUUGGAAUACCGCUGGUAACGUUGUGCUAUGCGCUAAUCAAUGUAUCCUAUUUGGCCGCAAUGUCACCGACGGAGAUGAUCGAAUCGGAAGCCGUUGCUGUCACAUUUGGCAAUCGCAUCCUGGGUGUAAUGGCUUGGCUCAUGCCGCUGAGCGUCACCAUCAGUACGUUUGGCAGCGCUAAUGGCACGCUGUUCGCCGCCGGAAGGUUGUGCUUUGCCGCCAGUCGCGAAGGCCAUCUGUUGGACAUUCUUUCCUAUGUACACGUGCGACGCCUGACACCGGCUCCGGGGCUGAUUUUUCAUUCACUGAUUGCAAGCGCGAUGGUCCUGUACGGUACGAUCGAUUCCCUAAUUGAUUUCUUCAGUUUCACGGCGUGGAUUUUCUACGGUGGAGCGAUGCUGGCACUGAUCGUGAUGCGUUACACCAAACCCAACUAUCCGAGACCCUAUAAGGUUCCACUUAUCAUUCCAAUAUUGGUUAUGGUCAUUUCCGGCUAUCUGGUGGUGGCGCCCAUCAUUGAAAAACCGCAAAUCGAGUACCUGUAUGCAGUGAUGUUUAUCUUUGCUGGGCUCUUCUUCUACGUGCCGUUCGUACACCUUGGAUACCAUCCAAAGUUUAUGGGAAAUGUCACCCUAUUCUUCCAAAUGCUUUUCGAGGUUGUGCCCACUACAACAAUGAACAUGUUCGACUGAUCGAGUUACCAGCACUACUAUCAAAAAGACAUAUAAAAUCAGCCAAUUGAAAAUAUAUCCGACCGCAAAGAUUUGUUCGUAGCCAACAAAAGAUUGGAUGUUUGAAUAUAAUAUACAUAUACUUGCUUCAUAAACUCAAGUUAAACGAACAACUCAAAUCAAAUAGCAAUAACAAGUAGAUUUGGAAUGUCAUAAUAAGACAGACAGUAGACUAAAGCAAAAGCACUAUCCAAGCUGGAAAAAGUAUGUAGCAUAAACCGAGCUUUACUCUGAAGGUAAGAACGUGCCAAUCAAAAGUUGAAAAGUAAUGAAUAACACAAACGCAGCAACAUCGAGCAGGCAAACCCAUACAUAUUUCCGUUCCUGAUAUCGAAACAAGGAAGAAUAAAUCAGCAAAGACACAACAAAACCGAAAACACUGCUCAAAUCAGAACAAAACCUAAAAAAUCGUUUUUCAAUAAUUUUGGAAAAGUAUACAUGCAAUAAUUGUUUCAAUCAAUAGGAAAAGAAGAAAGUCGCUACCAGCGCGUAUAACUCUAAGUAAAAGAAGCUAGUUCUAUGAAGGGAAAAGACUAUAUUUUAUAAACCAGUUUGAAACAAAAAAAAUAUUUAGAACCAAGACCAAGCAAAACAUCACCAAUAGUUUAAAUGAUGUUGAAAAUCAUUACAGAGUAGUAGUUGUAUCUAAAACAGCUAGAAAAAGGCACCAUUAGAACUGUUUGGUUUUAUUUUUCAUACGUUUUUUGUCAUCCCGAAUGGAGAAGAGAAAUAAUUUUCAAACCACAAUCCAUUGUGGUGUGGAGUGCUGUUUAAGUUCAGUUUAUAAAUUUCACAUACUCAUCCAGCUCCCCCAAACCAAACCAGUGGUUCAUGUUUGAAACUAGGAGUGUGAUAUUCAAAGCAGGAAAUCAUUUGGAAUUGUUUGUUUCGCACGUUAACAAAAAUUUACUUACCCUCUUCUAUUUUACACAAAAGCAAAGCUGCACGGAUCAUUCCCGGAUGGUCGCUCCCCGAAUGUUUAUAUGACCUCUAGAAGGAACCAGCAUUCUGUUGUUGAUAGAUAUUUAUUCUAAAUAUUUUUAACCUUGAAAAAGGAAAACUAUUUUGGGGAACGACCAUUGCCUCGCCAGUUUGGUGCAGGGACUGGUGAUACUAAAUUUUUUGAACGAAUCGAAAGUCACACUGAAAGAAAACCAAAGAAAACAAAACCAUCUGCGCCGUAAAUCCGAUGGAUGGCAUGUGCUUAAAGCAAAUUUUGACUGAGAAGUAAUGUAGUAAAAACAUGAACACCAGAGCUGAAUGAAGGUAUACCACGAGUACUGUAUUAUAAUUCGUUGUAAUGCACUCAUUUUAUAGUAUCCAACUGCAAUACGGUAUUAUACCGAUAUUAUUGCACAGUUUUGAUUGUACAUAGCGUGUUCGCUGGCGGUUCGAUCGGUACACCAUGGAGCUAUCAUUCCGUGCCGACGAAUCGUGACGUUUAUCAUUAGUUUUAGUAAGUUUGGUUAGCUUUUACUAUUAUUUAUUUUUCUUGAUGCUUUUGUCCCUUUAUGAUACAUUAACGUUAGUAGUAACGUAUUAGACGUACAGACUUAUGGCAAAACAAAUGGCUGAAACUUCAUCAUCGUGACAAGCAAAAACAAAAAAAAAAAAAUGCAAUCGCCUAUUUCGAAACAAAUUGUUGUGACACAAUGUCAAAGUCUGAAGCAACAUUGGCAAAUUAACCAAAAAAUAGUCGUGAUAAAGUACUGAUCUGUUAAUCUAUUAUUACACUGGUUGAACAGAAAAAGGAUAUAUAACUGUACUUAUUGAAUUGAGCAAAAAAAAUGCGGAUGGAGUAAACGUAACACUAAUUGUAACUAUUGGAUUCAGCAGCUGUAAGG